CAAAUUCAGUUUAUCAGGUAUGUAUAAAUUAACUUGACCCUUCUAAACCCCCGCCCAUUUUAGCUUCUCCAAGGUUCUGAAACUAAAAAAAACAAAAAUUAAAAACCCUAACAUUUGUUGAAAAAUUCAAAUUGAUCGAUAAAGCUUACACAGUGAUGGAGAGAAUUAUCAAACCCUUGCCGGAGUCCGUGCGCAAUUCAAUGCGCUCUGGAACAAUAGUGUUUGAUUUGACACGUGUGGUUGAGGAGCUGGUUUUUAAUAGCUUGGAUGCUGGUGCUACUAAGGUUUUGGUGUAUGUAGGUGUUGGGACAUGCUAUGUUAAAGUUGUAGAUGAUGGAUGCGGUAUUGCUCGAGAUGGACUGGUUUUGCUGGGAAAAAGAUACGUGACAUCAAAGCUUCAUCAAUUGGCUGAUAUGGAUAAUGCUAAUGUGAGCUUUGGCUUCCGGGGAGAAGCAUUGGCAUCUAUUUCUGAUGUCUCCUUGUUAGAAAUUAUAACAAAAGCUCGAGGCUCGCCAAAUGGAUAUCGUGAAGUUUUGAAGGGCUCAAAAUGUUUGUAUCUUGGAGUAAAUGAUGACAGGAAAGAUGUGGGCACUACAGUUAUUGUUCGUGAUCUAUUUUACAACCAACCUGUUAGGAGAAAGUGUAUGCAAUCAAGCCUUAAGAAAGUAUUGGACUCUGUCAAAAAGUGUGUACUUCGAAUUGCGUUUGUGAAUUCAAAGGUUUCCUUCAAAGUUAGUGACAUUGAGAGUGACGAGGAGCUUCUUUAUACACGUCCUUCUUCUACAUUGUCACUAUUAAUGAGUGGCUUUGGCAUUGAGGAUUCCAGCUUACUUCAUAAAUUAGACAUCAGAUCUGGCUCAUUAAAGCUUUCUGGACAUAUAUCCGGUCCUUGCGAUAGUUCAACAGUCAAGGCUUUCCAAUAUGUUUAUAUCAACUCACGGUUUGUAUGCAAAGGUCAAAUACAUAAAUUGCUUAAUCACUUGGCCACUAAGUUUGAGCAUCUUGAUCCUUUGAAAGAUAAUAGCAUGCCUCAAAGAGGAAAGAAAUGGAGGACUCAAGCUUGUCCGGCAUACAUUCUAAAUCUUAGUUGCCCUUUGGCUCUCUAUGACUUAGCCUUUGAACCAUCAAAGACACAUGUUGAAUUCAAGGAUUGGAUUCCUAUACUUGAUUUUAUUGAGAAUUCCAUUCAACAACUUUGGACAGGAAAUAUGACUUAUGGGAAGUUGCUGGGUGAUGAAACUAGUUUAUGCAGGCCAGAUGAAAUUUGGGAAGAAGAUAUGAUACAUAAUCAUGAGUUUAAAAUUAAAAGGCACGAGACUGAAAGAAACAAGUCCUCUCAUCACCUUUCUUCUCCCCAAUUUAAGAUGUUAACUGAAAAGGUCGAUCAUAGUUACUAUGAGAAGAGCGACAUUAUUCCGUUUCAAGAGUUUUCUACGAAAACUUUGGAGUUCAAAGAACCAGAACUUGAUACUGAGUUUUCCCAUCACAAACUCUAUUCUAUGCAGUCACUGGAUUGCGCCAUUUCCAAGAAUCUCUUCACAUCUUAUGACAACUAUUUCUCUGAAGAUAAAGCCACUGGUAUACAGAGAUCCAGUAAUCAUGUAGAUGGCCAUAUCUUGGGCUUAGAAUGGAAAAAUGACUCCACUAAGCUUAGAUCUCUUGAAAUAGAUGAUUCUUUAGAGAGCGCCUUUCCAAAGUUUCAUCCUAGCUUUGGUAAUGAAUUAGAGGUGAACAAGAACAACGAGAAACCUUUUUUGCAAAGUUGCUCCUCCCGAAAAAACCUGCCACUUGAUGGGUUUUUGUUUUCAAAGGAGGAAGAUCCUGAAUCAAUAGUUGAUGGGUUCAAGACCAAAAGAAGGCGCAUUUGCAGGGAUGAAAGUGUUGACAUCCUAAAGGUUGAUGCCAAAAACUACAGAUUGAAUAUGCUUCCUAUUCUGAAGCAGCAGGAGGAAUCACAUUUACAGAAGUUUUCUGCAUGUAGCAUUGGAAUCGACUUGCCCUCAGAUUUUUAUAAUUUAUCUGAAGCUUCAGAAAAGUCUUCUUCUCCUCCUGGAAAGCUAUGUGCUGCUGAGAAAGGUCUUGGAUCUGAUUUUCUGGUACAUAUUAAUAAUUCUUGCUCAGGCUGCAAGUCCUUGAAUUCAGAAUGGCGUUUACCAUCUUCUGAUACCUUUUUUCCAGCCUUGUCUUGGGAUGAUUAUUUCCCAGAUGACGACACACAUGAAGGAAGUGGCAAUCUGGGUAAAAAUACAAAUUAUAGGCAUUUUGCCGAUAAUCAAGGAAGUAAUUGCGGCUUUAGUUACAACUUGAGGUCAAAAUGCUCUGGCCAAGAUAAUUUCUGCUCCCGCCAUACAAGUACUUCCUUUGAUUUUAAGGAGUACGCUGGUACUAGCACUGCAAUGGAUCUUAGUGACUGUCCUGUCAUUGGUAGAGAUAUUUGCAAGUUCCUCCAAGAACCCAAUGUACAUGAUGAAUUAUCUCUAAAACAUUCAAAUAUAUCACUUCCAAAGACUGAAUGGUUAUACCCAAAUUUCCAUUCUAGAGGUCACGAAAGCGAUGAUAAGUAUGAAAGUAAAGAAAACCAUUCUAAAUUUCAAGCUAGGGAACAUAGUAGUUUCCCUAAAAAACCUUCCGGAAGAAGUCAAUCAGCUCCACCAUUUUACAGACACAAGAGAAGAUUUGUUUCCUUAAGUCAUCAUUCUAUGUGGAAAGAGGGAAAUGCUCAUGAAGACCUUAUUUCUCCAGAAACCAAUGAUGUGAAGCAUUUAAAUUCUCAACCAAAUUUCAAAGAGGAUUUAAUGUUGACCACCAGAAAAGGCACUGAAAUGGACACAAAAGAGAUUACAGAAGGUGAAAUCUUAAAGCACUCUCAAAUUCCUGGGUUUGAUACAGCUGAAGGCCUCAAUUCAAAGGAAAUCCAUGGAUCUGCAGAUUAUGGGAGCAAAUGGCGAGAAGGAUGUCAACAAAUUACAAAUAAUGAUGCAUCAAACACAAUUGAUAACCAGCACAAUAUACUAGACAUCUAUUCAGGAUUUUUGUAUCUUGCUGGUAAUUCCUUAGUACCAGAAUCCUUACAUAAGAAUUGCCUCGAGGAUGCCAAAGUUCUUCAACAGGUGGACAAGAAAUUCAUACCAAUUGUGGCCAGUCGCACACUUGCUAUUAUAGACCAGCAUGCUGCUGAUGAAAGAAUACGGUUGGAAGAACUUCGCGACAAGGUAUUAUCUGGGGAGGCAAGGACAGUUUCCUACUUGGAUGAUGAAAAAGAGCUGGUCCUUCCAGAGAUAGGGCAUCAGCUUCUUCAAAAUUAUGGUGCACAAAUAAGAGACUGGGGAUGGAUAUGCAACAUCCAGGCUCGUUCUGGUAGCUUUAAGAAGAAUUUGAAUAUUCUCCAUCAGCAACCUACUGUGGUCACUCUUCUUGCGGUACCAUGCAUUUUAGGUGUCAAUUUAUCUGAAGAAGACCUACUAGAAUUUCUUCAGCAGCUUGCAGAUACAGAUGGCUCUUCUGCAAUGCCACAAUCUGUUCUUCGUGUCCUAAAUUUUAAAGCAUGCAGGGGUGCAAUCAUGUUUGGAGAUUCUUUGCUACCAUCAGAAUGUGCACUCAUCGUUGAGGAACUAAAGCAGACUUCACUUUGUUUUCAGUGUGCUCAUGGGCGACCAACUAUUGUACCACUAGUCAACCUGGAGGAACUUCAUAAGCAGAUAGCUAAACUUGCAGUUAUAAAUCGUUCAAGUGAGGUGUGGCGUGGAUUGCGACGACACGAGCUUAGUUUUGAACGUGCAGCACAGCGGUUAAGCUCUGCUAGAAGUUAGUAUUGAUGAGAAAGCAGCUGCCUUUGGAGAAUCAUUGGUUGCUGCUACAAUUUUGUUAACCGGUGUUUAGCUCGGUCGCAGCAAUAAUCAAUACACGUUACACGCUAACGGGUAGAUCACACAAUGGUGUGUGCUUAGGACGAUAUUAUAUUUGUACAAAAAGGAUUUACAUUUACUGGCAAAUUCCACAUUUGUCGCUGCAAUGAAAUCUCAUUUGCUGUUUUUUU
This is a messenger RNA of Mercurialis annua (annual mercury), 4036 nucleotides long. RefSeq names its product DNA mismatch repair protein MLH3. The record is from RefSeq and is a predicted model, not a curated record. The transcript has 25 exons. The coding region runs from base 156 to 3809 and encodes 1217 amino acids. Gene Ontology annotation, biological process: mismatch repair. Gene Ontology annotation, molecular function: ATP-dependent DNA damage sensor activity; ATP binding; mismatched DNA binding. Gene Ontology annotation, cellular component: mismatch repair complex. Lineage: Eukaryota; Viridiplantae; Streptophyta; Magnoliopsida; Malpighiales; Euphorbiaceae.